UCUACUGGGAUCAAUAGAACUUUGCCCGAACCCAAACAAAGUCUUUCUUUCUGCUAAAAGAUUCCCAAAACCAAUUCAAAAUUAAUCAAAAAAAAAAAAAAACUUAGCGUUUCUCACCUGCGAGUGGCCAUGGCGAUGGUUGUAGAUUACCAACACGACUCGUCGUUUCCGUACUGGACCUCGAAUCGUCGUCGUUUUGAUCCCGACUCUCCCUUCUUCUCUUCUGGUAACAUCGAGAGAGAACUUCUUGCCAAACAGGUGGCCUUGGAUUUAACUGAAGAUGAAAGGAAUCAACUUGAGAAGAUAGUAGAUAAUGAUGCCAGGGAUGUCUUUUGUCCUAUUGUUGGUUGCGGUGCUCGCCUGACUUGUUUGGAGCACUUUGAAGAUCAUUAUAAUGCACGGCACACGGCUUCUUGUUCUGUGUGCUCUAGAGUUUACCCGACAUCUCGCUUACUAAGUAUACAUGUGUCUGAAGCACAUGAUUCCUUCUUUCAAGCUAAAGUUGCUCGUGGCUAUGCUGUGUAUGAAUGCCUUGUGGAAGGUUGUGGUUUGAAGUUCAAGAGCUACAAAGGUCGGCAACAACAUCUGGUGGACAAGCAUAAAUUCCCAACUUCAUUUGAGUUCUUUAAGAAAGCGCAUCCAUCAAAGAAACAGAGGCAGAAGAACCAACGGAAACAAGCAAUGCAUAAGAAGGACGAAGAAGCUUCAAGUAAGAUGGAAGUAGAAAACGAAACGAUGGAAGGCCUUGUUUCAGCAGUCUCUAAAUUAAGCACUUCAGACUCCUCUCCUUUGAAUAUUAGCUUUGGUCGCCGUAAUACUCGUGGCCUUACAUUUGUUCCCCGAUCUGUCCAGCGUGAGAAAAGAACCGGCUCCACAGCAGCUGGAGCACAGAGAUAGAUCUCCCAUGUUCUUUCUACAUUAAGAUUCUUUUCAAUGACUUCUGCAACCGAGAAAGUACUUAACAGUUUCGAGAAGGAAUGGAGGAUGUUCAAUACAGUGGAUGAUUCAUCUGAUUUACAUCUGAUUGGUUGAAAGGCACAUUUUUGGAAAUUCAAGUUUUCUAGUUGAUCAUAAAGGUUUGAUGUUCAUUUGUAUGGCAUUGUCAUAUAUGCAGAAUCUAGGAUCUCUUGUAAUUUCAUACAUUAAAUUUCAACCCAUGUUUGAA
Durio zibethinus is the source of this 1165-nucleotide messenger RNA. RefSeq names its product nucleic acid binding / zinc ion binding protein. Lineage: Eukaryota; Viridiplantae; Streptophyta; Magnoliopsida; Malvales; Malvaceae. The record is from RefSeq and is a predicted model, not a curated record.